Molecule: messenger RNA, 2401 nt
Organism: Tupaia belangeri chinensis (Chinese tree shrew)
Lineage: Eukaryota; Metazoa; Chordata; Mammalia; Scandentia; Tupaiidae
Gene: RNPEPL1
Product: arginyl aminopeptidase like 1
Biological process (GO): proteolysis
Molecular function (GO): metalloaminopeptidase activity; zinc ion binding
Source: RefSeq, a predicted model, not a curated record
CCCGUUCACCGACUACGGCUCCUCGCUCACUGUCGCUCUGCCGUCCGAGCUGCAGGCGCACCAGCCCUUCCAGGUCAUCCUGCGCUACACCUCCACUGACGCCCCCGCCAUCUGGUGGCUGGAGCCGGAGCUGACCUAUGGCAGCGCCAAGCCCUUCGUGUUCACCCAGGGCCACUCCGUGUGCAACCGCUCCUUCUUCCCGUGCUUCGACACGCCUGCGGUCAAGUGCACCUACUCAGCAGUUGUCAAGGCCCCAUCGGGGGUGCAGGUGCUGAUGAGCGCCACCCAGAGCACGUUUGUGGAAGAGGAGGGUGUCUACUGCUUCCACAUGGAGCACCCCGUGCCUGCCUACCUCGUGGCCCUCGUGGCUGGAGACCUCAAGCCCGCUGACAUCGGGCCCAGGAGCCGUGUGUGGGCUGAGCCAUGCCUGCUGCCCACGGCCACCAGCAAGCUCUCGGGCGCGGUGGAGCAGUGGCUGAGUGCGGCCGAGCGGCUGUACGGGCCCUACAUGUGGGGCAGGUACGACAUCGUCUUCCUGCCCCCGUCCUUUCCCAUCGUGGCCAUGGAGAACCCCUGCCUCACCUUCAUCAUCUCCUCCAUUCUGGAGAGCGAUGAGUUCCUGGUUAUUGAUGUCAUCCAUGAGGUGGCCCACAGCUGGUUCGGCAACGCCGUCACCAACGCCACGUGGGAGGAGAUGUGGCUGAGUGAGGGCCUGGCCACCUACGCCCAGCGCCGCAUCACCACAGAGACCUACGGUGCUGCCUUCACUUGUCUGGAGACUGCCUUCCGCCUGGACGCCCUGCACAGGCAGAUGAGGCUGCUGGGGGAGGACAGCCCGGUCAGCAAGCUACAGGCCAAGCUGGAGCCAGGUGUGAACCCCAGCCACCUGAUGAACCUGUUCACCUACGAGAAGGGCUACUGCUUCGUGUACUACCUGUCCCAACUCUGCGGGGGCCCCCAGCGCUUUGAUGGCUUUCUCCGAGCCUAUGUGGAGAAGUACAAGUUCAGCAGCGUGGUGGCCCAGGACCUGCUGGACUCCUUCCUGAGCUUCUUCCCAGAGCUGAAGGAGCAGAGCGUGGACUGCCGGGCAGGGUUGGAGUUUGAGCGCUGGCUCAAUGCCACGGGCCCACCGCUGGCCGAGCCAGACCUGUCUCAGGGGUCCAGCCUGACCCGGCCAGUGGAGGCGCUCUUCCAGCUGUGGACCGCGGAGCCCCUGGACCAGGCGGCCGCCUCGGCCAGCGCCAUUGACAUCUCCAAGUGGAGGACUUUCCAGACAGCGCUCUUCCUUGACCGGCUCCUGGACGGGUCCCCACUGCCCCAGGAGGUGGUGAUGAGCCUGUCCGAGUGCUACUCCUCCUUGCUGGACUCGAUGAACGCUGAGAUCCGCAUCCGCUGGCUGCAGAUCGUGGUCCGCAACGACUACUACCCUGACCUGCACAGGGUCCGGCGCUUCCUGGAGAGCCAGAUGUCGCGCAUGUACACCAUCCCGCUGUACGAGGACCUCUGCACUGGCACCCUCAAGUCCUUCGCGCUGGAGGUCUUCUACCAGACACAGGGCCGGCUGCACCCCAACCUGCGCAGGACCAUCCAGCAGAUCCUGUCCCAGGGCCUGGGCCCCAGCGCGGAGCCCGGUGCAGAGCCCGGCGCGGAGCCCGGUGGUCCUGGAGCAGACGCAGAUGCGCGCCCUCAGGCCCUGCUGCGUGGGGACGAGGCCCCAGGCAGCACCAUCUCUCUCAGGGACGUCAACGUGUCCGCCUAGCCCUGUGGCCGGGUGGCCCUCGGCCUCCCAGACGCCAUGAUUGUGCCUUCCCAGUCCGGGCCGCCAUGACUGCACCUCGGUUCUGGCCCUGAGCUCUGGGGCUCCCCUGGGCUGGGGCAUGGGGACAGAGACCUCCUCGUGUCCCCCAGAGGCCCAUGGACCUGGGCCACCCCCCAGCUCUCUUGCACUGCAGGCCUGGGGCUGAAUGGCAUGCCACGCCUGUCUCGACACUGCCGUCUGCGCUAGCCCGGAUUGCCAGCAGCCCACGGCCACCACCACACUGUGCCUUAGUCGGCCGGAAGCACGCCUCGCACAGGGCUCUGAGCCAGCCCCUCCCCGCAGGGCUGCGCCCGCCCCAACAGGACGAGGACGCAGACCUGCCCGCAGCAUGGGCAUGGGCACAGGAGGCGAUGGGUGUUCCUGGGGCGGAGGAAAGCCUUAGCCCUCAGAGAGUGCCGGCCCGGGACGGGGCAUAGGGACAGGACGCCUGCCGAUGGGGCUGCCGGGCGGGUGCCCUGCACAGCAGGUCCAGGAGACGGGGUGCAGGUGGUUCCCUAGGCCCGCUGUGGCAGAGGUGCGGGGCCUGCAAUGGGAUAUCACAGUGACUGCCCCAUUAAACCUCCACUGCAAGGUCCUGUCCUG